Messenger RNA from Dibothriocephalus latus, 201 nucleotides. The record is from the annotation of a GenBank genome assembly. Lineage: Eukaryota; Metazoa; Platyhelminthes; Cestoda; Diphyllobothriidea; Diphyllobothriidae.
CUUUGGCGUCCAUUCUGCAUGGAAUUUGAGGACGUUAUUGAGGAUUUCAAUCAGGGCACCCUUCUUCGCCUAGAUGCAAACAAGGGCUACGAUGAGGCCAACACCUGUGUCGUCCCCAGGAUCCAAUUCCUUGCCCUUGAGAUUGCUCGAAAUCGGCAGGGCUUAAAUGAUCGCGUGAAGAAACUGGCAGUAGGCUCCUAG